Ooceraea biroi (clonal raider ant) is the source of this 1653-nucleotide messenger RNA. RefSeq names its product odorant receptor 85f. Gene Ontology annotation, biological process: sensory perception of smell; detection of chemical stimulus involved in sensory perception of smell. The record is from RefSeq and is a predicted model, not a curated record. Gene Ontology annotation, cellular component: plasma membrane. Lineage: Eukaryota; Metazoa; Arthropoda; Insecta; Hymenoptera; Formicidae. Gene Ontology annotation, molecular function: olfactory receptor activity; odorant binding.
CUCAUCAUUUCUUCACCACCCUACACCGGCAGCGAUUAAGAUUACCCUUAUUGCGCUGCGGAGAGGCAAGACAAUAAUUACGCUAUUACGAACGGGAAUCGCAAAGCGCGGAAUUUGUCAGGUGAAUAAUUCAUGUGCUGCUUGCACGAUUUCCUCGCUUGCUCGUACAAUAAUUCCGCAAUAAGGCGAAGCUCAGAUACAGAAGGUACUGCACCGUGCACUUCACUGCCAAUGACCUUUUUUUAAACUCGCAGUUGGACAGUAUCACACGUUACAGUUGGGCACGGAAAGGGUGAAAAGGGGAGUUCGUGUGGGGCGAUCAAGGGGGAAAAUUAAGUACGUGUCUCUCGCGUAAAAGGCGAUCGGAAUAUUUCUUUCUCGACGUGAUCAAUUCGACGUAGAAUAGAAUCUCUGCCGUCCGUAUGGCGGACGUGAGGAUAGAAAAGCUGAUCGCGUUCCUGAAGACUCAUCUGUUCUUUGCUUGCUGCUGGCCGCUACGAUCGACCGCUACGAGAUACGAGAAGACAUGCGAUAUGAUAUUCCGUUUUUUUUCCAUGGUGCAUGGGACAGUCAUGAUAGUUUCGAUAUUAUACACGAUUUAUAUCAAUCCGUCGAACUUGCUUCUGAUAAUGAGACUCUGCUGCCAACUGUGCACCACAACGGAGGUUCCGUUGCAGAUAAUGUGCUACACGAUGCAGUACGAUCGACUACAAUACGUGAUUUAUGAAUUGGAGGAUUAUUGCAAACGGGCGAAGCCGGAGGAGGUGAUCGUUUUUCAUCGAUACAUUGACAACUGCAGAUCGUUUUAUAUAGGCUCGGUGUCUGCCUUCACUGUUACCGCUUUGCUGCUGUGCAUCAGUCCCGCCGUGGAAUCUACCACUUUUCCCAUAGAUGUGGAAUAUCCGUUCUCCAUGGAUUAUCUACCUGUGAAAAUUCUCAUUUAUCUGCAUCAGUUACUGCUCAUAUAUCAGAGUUACACGCAAGUAUGCUCGAACGUUUUUGUCGGACUUCUCUUAUGGUUCGUGUCGGCAAGAUGCGACAUUUUGUCCAAGAAAUUUCGUACGGUCACCGAAUUCACCGAGUUGCGUGCACAUUUAAGAGAACACCAACAAUUGCUGCAAUAUGGAAAUGAAGUUGCUCUCUCUGUUCGAUACGUAAUGUUAGCAUCACUCACCGUUAGUACAGUAGUUAUCAUUUUCACUGGCUGCACUUUUCUCAGCCGACAACCGUUGUCAGUGAAAUCGACGUUUUUGAUAUUCUUUGUUUCGUCGCUCGCGAAAGUAUAUUUAUGCGCGUGGCCGGCCGACCGCCUGCUAAGUGCAAGUACUGAUAUUGCACAUGCCGCGUAUAAUUCGAUGUGGUAUAACAGCAAGGCUGAAUUCCAGAAGAAUUUUUUACACACACUGUUACGCAGCCAACAGCCUAUAAUUAUUAAUGUACCCUGCAUAUUACCGACUGUUUCGUUGAAUUAUUAUGCUUCUUACAUCUCAACGGCUUUUUCCUACUUAACUACUUUCCGAAUCUUACUUGAAGAUGAUGACGAAGAUUAAUAUUAUUGCUCACGUGGAUCUGAUUGCCCACACAAACAUAUAUUGUAUAUUAUUAUUAUGUUACAGGAAUUAUGUCUCAAUUAUUAAAAACCAUGUUUCAAAA